ACUCGUCUAAUUGAUGGUCACCUUUUCGCAGGCGAAAACAUCUGCGGCAUGCCCGUCGACUCGCACGAUCCCCUGUACCUGGAAGCCUAUCGCAAGAGUGUCCAGGAUCCAGUGGCCUUUUGGGAGGAGCAAGCUCAACUCCUCGACUGGGACCGACCUUGGCAGCAGGUCCUGGACAACAGCAAUCCUCCUUUCACAAAGUGGUAUGUGGGGGGCUACCUGAAUGCCUGCUACAAUGCAAUCGAUCGGCACAUCCUUGCUGGCAGGGGCUCCAAGGUGGCCCUUAUCCACGACAGCCCUAUGACGGGAACAGUGCGCCGCGUCACCUACCAGGAGCUAUACGACCAGAUCGUCCUUCUAGCUGGUGGUCUAGCCAAAUUGGGCGUCACCAAGGGAGACCGAGUUGUGAUUUACAUGCCUCUCAUCCCAGAGACUAUCAUCGCUAUGCUGGCCAUCGUCCGGCUUGGCGCUAUCCACUCCGUCGUCUUUGGAGGAUUCGCUGCCAGGGAACUCUGUUCGCGAAUCGAGCAUGUGGAGCCCAAGCUGGUUAUCGCCUCAAACGUGGGCGUGGAGCCGGGUAAGGUUGUUCCGUACCUGGACAUCCUGCACUCGGCCAUCAACAUGUCGCGUUGGAAGCCGCCCCAGCGAAAUAUCAUCUUCCACCGGGACAUUUCUCCAGACACCACGAAACUAGAUGAACAAGCCGAUGUCCUCUGGUCAGAUGUCCUGGCCAUGUCCAAGAAUGAGGCACCCAUCGCUUGUGUGUCCAUCGAAGCAAACGAUCCACUCUACAUCCUGUACACCUCUGGUACCACGGACAAGCCGAAGGGCGUCCUACGAACCAUUGGAGGCCACCUAGUAGCCCUCAUGUAUACGCUGCGUACCAUCUACGGAAUAAAUCCCGGCGACACCUGGUGGGCGGCCUCGGACAUGGGCUGGGUGGUAGGCCACUCGUAUAUCUGCUAUGGUCCACUCUGCUUGGGAGCCACCAGCGUCAUGUACGAGGGAAAGCCGGACCGCACCCCGGAUCCUGGGCAGUAUUUCCGGAUAAUCGACCAGUACAAGGUUCGUUCGAUUUUCUCCGUGCCCACCUCAUUCCGGGUAAUCCGUCGCGCCGAUCCGGACAUCAGCUAUGGUCGUCAGUAUUCCACCAAGUCUCUGCGAGCUAUUUUCAUUGCCGGCGAACAUUGUGAUUACGAGACUAAGGCGUGGAUUGAGAAGACCUUCAAGGUUCCGGUACUGAAUCAUUGGUGGCAGACGGAAACUGGAUCUGCGGUGACUGCCACCUGUCUGGGCUACCAGCAGAAUCUUAGUCCACCCACAUAUUCCACGGGCCUGCCCCUCAUGGGCUACGACAUUAAAAUCCUGAAACCGGAUGGUUGUGAGGCCCUGCCGACAGAGCUUGGAAGGAUUGUCCUGAAAUUGCCCCUGCCCCCCGGAAAUAUGGCCACUUUAUACAAGAACGAGGAGCUAUAUCGUAAACUUUACUUUCAGAAAUACCCGGGCUACUACGACACCAUGGAUGCUGGUUACAAGGACGAACGUGGCUAUAUCUUUGUCACGGCUCGCGAUGAUGAUGUUAUCAACGUUGCUGGACAUCGCUUGUCCACCUCCAGUUUGGAAGAUGCCGUUCUCCGACACCCCGACGUAGUUGAUGUGGCUGUGUUUGGAGUACCCGAGGCGACAAAGGGUCAGGUGCCACUGUGCUUGUACAUUCCCGUGGAGAACUGCAAAAAAACGGACGCCAAGCUAUCGGCGGAGAUAAUCAAACUAAUCCGGGAUGUGGUGGGACCCAUUGCCGCCUUCCGACUAAUCACCUCCGUGAACAACCUGCCCCGCACCCGCUCCGGCAAGACGAUGCGCAAGGCGAUGGCGGACUUUGCCCGCAACGAAAAGGUUGUCCUGCCAGCCACCAUCGAUGAUGCCAGUGUCUUCACCGAGAUCCGACGGGCUCUCCAGCAGCUCGGCUACGCGAUGACCGCUCCGGAACCCAUUGUGGCCAAGUUGCUGGACUGAAGAGGUUCUCCAUAUUUGGUUUCUAAUUAGUUUGUACAACGAUCCUCAUGAGUGAAAUAAAGUUUAAAUAAAUGUU
Molecule: messenger RNA, 2092 nt
Organism: Drosophila bipectinata
Lineage: Eukaryota; Metazoa; Arthropoda; Insecta; Diptera; Drosophilidae
Product: acyl-CoA synthetase short-chain family member 3, mitochondrial
Cellular component (GO): mitochondrial matrix
Molecular function (GO): propionate-CoA ligase activity
Source: RefSeq, a predicted model, not a curated record